Molecule: messenger RNA, 1137 nt
Organism: Emericellopsis atlantica
Lineage: Eukaryota; Fungi; Ascomycota; Sordariomycetes; Hypocreales; Bionectriaceae
Exons: 6
Coding region: 1-1137 (378 amino acids)
Molecular function (GO): oxidoreductase activity
Source: RefSeq, a predicted model, not a curated record
AUGCGUUUCACCUCGAUCGUGUCGGCUGCCGUUUUUGCGUCUGCCACCUUGGCGGCCGUCGUCCUUCCCAGAGACCUAGCAAAGAGCGACAGCAAGCAGCAAGCCAUUGAUCUAAUUGAAGAUAUCAAGACCAAUGAGGCUACGUGCAACGCCCGGAAUGUUGCCUUUAGGAGAGAGUAUGGCUCGCUCUCCAAGGAGGAGAGACUAGACUAUGUCAAUGCCGUCAAGUGUCUACAGCAGCUCCCCCCGCGUACACCCGAGAGUGUUGCACCUGGUGCCAGAUCCAGGCAAACCUUGAGCAUCCACUACUCUGGCGUCUUCCCUCCCUGGCAUCGCUGGUUUGUCUACACAUAUGAGGAGGCGCUCCGUGAAGAGUGCGGCUACAAGGGAUAUCAACCAUACUGGGACUGGGCCAAGUAUGCCAGCGCUCCUGAAGACUCGCCCCUCUUCAACGGUGACGACUACAGCCUCGGUGGCAACGGGGAUUAUGUCCCCCAUAAUGGGCCUGUCAUCAUCCCCCCUGAGGGUGUCUCGGGUGAUACAAUUCCUCUUCCCGCAGGCACGGGUGGCGGGUACGUGACAACGGGCCCGUUUGCCAACAUGACGAUCAAUCUCGGUCCUGUGGGCGGCAUCCAGGGAGGCGCACCUCCCGGUCCUGAUGGUGGCCUGGGCUACAACCCUCGCGGUCUGAUGCGCGAUCUUGGUGGUGCCAUGAACACCCGCUACGCCAACUACUCGACAGUUCUCAACCUGCUCUUGAAGCCUGAUAUUGAGCAGUACCGGCUUCUGUCCGAGGGUGUGCCUUACACGCCCGAGAUUGGCCCUCAUGGCGGGAUUCAUUACACGAUCGGUGGCGACCCCGGAGGUGAGCUCUUCACCUCCCCUGGAGAUCCUGCCUUCUGGGUGCACCAUGGUAUGAUGGACCGCAUGUGGACCUUUUGGCAAGCAAUCAACCCCAACCAGCGCCAUCGCGAGUUCAACGGCGGCCCUUAUGGUCACAUCACAUGGGCCAACGAGCCGCCGUCCCGAAAAGCGUCGCUGGGGGUUCCCAUAGACAUGGGGUAUGCCGGUGACUCAACCGUCAUUAGAGAGGUCAUGGGCACUCUGUCCGGCCCUUUCUGCUACUUUUAUCUCUAG